Molecule: messenger RNA, 1168 nt
Organism: Mercenaria mercenaria
Lineage: Eukaryota; Metazoa; Mollusca; Bivalvia; Venerida; Veneridae
Product: homeobox protein slou-like
Exons: 2
Coding region: 120-1127 (335 amino acids)
Biological process (GO): cell differentiation; regulation of transcription by RNA polymerase II
Cellular component (GO): nucleus
Molecular function (GO): DNA-binding transcription factor activity, RNA polymerase II-specific; RNA polymerase II cis-regulatory region sequence-specific DNA binding
Source: RefSeq, a predicted model, not a curated record
UCGACUACUUUCAACAAUUUGCACGCGAUACUUUUUGUUUUAUAUAAUUUUAAACAAUCAUUUCAUAGAACACAUUGUACAUGUUUACUUGAUCAAUGAAUAUGUAGCGCUGUAAAGCGAUGGGUGAGCAGACAUCACUGGAAAAAUCUGUUGUUAAUACUAGAGGACUUACAUGUGGUUAUAGAAAGAGUAUUAUCACCAUGUACGCACAGCAGAUUGACGAAAAAGUUAUCGCAAACACGCAUGUGGAAUCUGAGGACUUAAGUGAAUUGUCAGAAUCGUCCUCAAAGUUGUCCGAAUCAAAAUCUGAAUCCGGUGGUGUAAAGUCGCCUGAAGCGGAAAAAGAUGGUGUGGAUACGGACAGGACAGAUGAAAAUGUAAACAGAGAACAAAAUAAUAAAUCUCCACUUAUAGCACAUACUACUCCGUUUUCUGUUAUGGACAUUUUAGAUCCUGGAAAAUUUACAGGAUCCACGAGACACGGCGACGGUGGCCAUCUCAUUAACAGGUCACGUGCAAUACAUCCAUGGUUAACUGGCAAAGAUAAAGAGAUGGUUGAUUCAGACGAAGAUAGGCUUAGAGAUGAUUCAGAAUGUGACCUUGACUCCAGCUGCGAGCAUGAUCACCAUGGCGAUGAUAUAGAUGGCGCGUGUAGUGAAAUCAGUGACAUGGACACAAAAGAUGGAAACGAAAUGAAGGGAAAAUUAUCAGAUUCUUCCAAACACGGAAAACCUCGGCGUGCCCGAACAGCAUUUACAUAUGAACAAUUGGUAGCUUUAGAAAACAAGUUUAAAACUACGAGAUAUCUCUCUGUGUGUGAAAGAUUAAAUCUAGCCCUAGCAUUGAACCUCACGGAGACUCAAGUAAAAAUAUGGUUCCAGAACAGACGGACAAAAUGGAAGAAACAAAACCCGGGAAUGGACGUAAACAGCCCGACCAUGCCACCAUCAACCGGAGGUUUAGCUUCAUUGACCUCUCCAUACUCCGGAUUGUUCUACGGGCAAGCCCUACAUCCUUACUUGUCGGCGCCACAUCUUAGUGGGGCUCUUGGAUUACUAAAGGCUCAUCCGGCAUAUCUUGACCAAAAACAUCCGUUAUAUUAUUCAUAUCUGUCACAGUCGAGAUAGCAACGGGAAUAUAUAUAUUUAUUUGUACAUAGUUAAAAUAU